AGAUUAAAAACGCGCGGAGUUCUGGGAACCAAUACCGAAGCGCGGGAAAGAUGGCGGAGAAAUCAUUGAUGACAUUGUAGGGGAUUUCCUCGUGUAAACAUUUCAUUCAGUAAUCGAUCGAUUCUAAGAUGUCUUCCAUCGAAAAGUUGAAGAUUACGGGAAUUCGCAGCUAUUCUCAUGCAGAUUCUGCUAUUAUUGAGUUCUUUAAGCCAUUGACWUUAAUAGUAGGUGCAAAUGGCGCUGGUAAAACGUCAAUUAUYGAGUGCCUCAAGUAUGUCACUACUGGUGAUAUGCCACCGGGAAGUAAGAACUCUUACUUUGUACACGACCCUAAGGUUGCAAAUGAACAAGAAGUCAAAGGACAAGUUAAGUUGAUGUUUACAGACACAACUCAGAAAACAGUUGUAGUUACAAGRACAUUGGUAUCACAGCAAAAGGGUAAAAAAGUUGAGACAAGAAGUUUAGAAAGUGUAAUCAAGAGAGAUAUCCAAGGAGAAAGGAGAAGUCUAAGUUCAAGGUGUGCUGAAGUUAACCAUGAAAUGAUUACACAUCUUGGAGUUUCUAAAGCUGUUCUUGAGAAUGUGAUUUUUUGUCAUCAAGAGGAAUCUAAUUGGCCUCUCAGCGAAGGAAAGGCUUUGAAACAGAAGUUUGAUGAGAUAUUUGCUGCCACAAGAUACAUCAAAGCUUUGGAAGCCAUACGCAAGCUCAGACUAGAACAGAGCAAAACAGUUGGAUUGUGUGAGGCAGAACUCAAGUACUUGAAGGAAAACAAGGACAAAGCACAGGAGAUUGCUGAAGAACUAGAAAAACGAGAGGGAAAAGUAGAAGCAACMAAGGAUUCCAUCUUGAAAAUAACAAGUGCYUUACAACCUGUUGAAACGCGUAUGGUUGAAAUAGACUCUGUCAUUCAAGAGGUCAAUGAGUGUACAAAAGAGAUAGAACUGUUGAUGUCUAAAAAGGACCAGUUUUUCAGCAUAGGACGAGAACUUGAGGAUAAGAUCAAUGAUGUGUUUACUGGUUCAUCAGAAGAGCUGCAGAGGAUCUACAAUGAAUUCCAGAAUAAGAUUGGAGAAAAGCACAGUCUUUUACAUCAGAAUGAACAAGAACACCAGCGUCUAGUUUCAAAGCAACAAGAACUUACUAAGGAAAAAAGUAAUAUCUUACUUGAACAUGGCAAGCUGGAGCAGCAAGCACAGAGGCACAAGAGAAAUGUAGAGGACCGUGAUGUCAUGGUGGUCACUUUAGCUGGCCAUUACAAGGUUCCCAGGUAUGACAGUGCUCCAUUGACUGAUACAAAAGUAGAUGAAUUUGUAGAAGAACUAAGAAGAAAAUACACCAUCAUUAUUGAAGACACCAAACAACAAAAACAAAAGUUCAAGGAACAAAUAGAUGCAGCUCAGAAGAAAGUUGACGAUAUCAGGAGAACACAAGCUGAGUAUGGAGAAACAAUAAGACUGAAGAGAAAUCUGAUGAGAGAUAAUCAGUCAGAGCUCAAGUCRAUUGGUCAAGAACUUAGUAAUGUAGAUGCUUCAGCAAACAGACUUAAGUCCCUUGAAACAGAGCUUCAAAGAGCAGAAAAAGACUUGAAAGAAGCCAAGGAACAAGGCAAUGUGGAUGACAUGAAUGCAGAAAUAGAAAAACUACAGAAUGAUAAACGUCAAGUUGACAGUGAACUCAGUAGAYUAAGGGAAGAGCARCAAACUAUGCACUUACAGUCAACCACACAAGCAAAACUAGACAUGUURRUCAAGGAAAAGACAGAAAAACAAGAYAAAAUACAAAAAUUAAUGGACAAGCAUGAAGAAGACAUUAAAACAUAUCUUGGUGGCACUCGUACCAGUGAAAGUCUAACAGGAAAACUAAAGCAGUACAUCAAAUCAAAAGGAAAAGAUCUSCAAGAAACAAGAAAUAAAAUUCAAAGACUGAAACAGGCACAGUCUGCAAAGAAUGCCAACAAGAAAAACAUUGAGGAUUUACUAGAAAGAAAACAAGAACAAGCCAACACAUACAAGCAGCAGUUGAAGGAGGCUUGUGGUGACAAUGACUACAAUACACUCAAAGAAASUGUCAAGACMCAAAUAGAUGACUAUAGAGAUGACAAGAGUUUGUAUGCAUCUAUUGAAAGUAUCUAUAAGAAGUACAUUGAUAAACUACAGGAUGACUCAGUCAAAAAGGAAGGGUGUCCACUUUGUCAUCGUUGUUUUGAUUCAAACAAAGAAAUUAAGGCUCUGGUCUCAGAGCUAAGUAAAAAAAUCACUAGUCUCCCUCAAAAGAGAGCAGACAAUGAAAGCCGUUUGGAAAGAGAAGAGAUGCGYUACCAGAAGAUCUUGAACCUUGGACCAGUCAAAGACAAUCUUGAGAAGCUAGAGUCCACAGAGAUACAAGAAACUAAGAGCAGACUUGCUGAAAUCUCAUCUGAYAUUGAACAAACAGACAUGAACAUCACAGAGCUUGAAGAUGUSUUAAGUUUGACAGAAAGUGAAGAAAUAACAGUGAGGCAGAUGGAGCCUGACUUACGAGAAGCUGAAAGUUUGAAACACGGACUWUUAGACCUAGAUAGAAAUAUAUCUCUGUAUCAGUCCAAAUUACAUGGAAUAGCUCCAGGACGUACAAUGCAGGCUGUAACCAAUGAAAUCAAUGACAGACAAGAUCGCUCGGAAACACUUGACCGCCAUAUUGAUCGGCGUCGGAGAGCACUUACACAAUUACAGAGAACCAUAUCGACACAGGAAUCCCACUUGAAUGAAUUGAAAUCACAAAAGUUGGAGUUAACACAGCAGUUACAGAAAAGAACUAAUUUAGAAGGACAGAAAGCUGAAUUGAGCGCAAGAAAUGAUGCUUUGGAGCGAGAAAUUAAGGAAGCUGAGUCUCAAGCCAGACCUAUCCAGGAAAUGCUUAACCAAGAAGAAAACAACAAGCAAGAGAUUGUCUCUGCUAAGGAGGCCAUGGAAGAUGAAAAUAGAAAAAUGUUAACCGAAAUAAGAACCAAUGGAGACAAACUGAGAGAAAAGAUCAGUGAAAUAAAGAGGUACAUUARUGAAGGCAAUGAAUCAGCCUUACAGGACAACGAAGAAAGACUAACUAAUCUAGAGAAUAGAGAAGUACAACUUUACCAGAGAAAAGAGUCUGUGACACAAAAAAUUGACACACUCAAAGARGACAUYGCAAAACAAGAGAUCAAAGCACGUGACCUUGAAGAUAACAUCAAUUUAAAGAGAACCCARCAAGACAUUAAGGAYAUGGAAGGAAAGAUUCACUCGGCUGAAGCUCAUUUAAGACAAUAUGGAGACCAGCGAAGUCUAAACAGUGAAAGAUUGACACUCCAACGUCAGUCCCAUGACAUGCGCAAAGAGAAAGCCCAACUAGAAGGAAGGCAAAAGGGUUAUGAAGAUGAAAUAAAAAGAUUUCAAUCUGAACUUCGUAGCAAUCAGUAYAGGAAUGCAGAAGACAAACACAGAGAGAAAGUAAUUGAGAUGAAGACUACCCAAAUGGCAAGUGUUGACCUGGACAAGUACUACAAAGCAUUAGACAGGGCCAUUAUGAAGUAUCAUGGUCUCAAGAUGGCUGAGAUCAACAAGAUUAUUAAAGAGUACUGGAUCAACACCUACAAGGGAAAUGAUAUUGAUACUAUUGAGAUAAGAUCUGAUGAAGAGGAGGGUAGUGGAGCAAGUAAAGCUAGAAGAACCUACAAUUACAGGGUCGUCAUGAUUAAAGGAGAUACUGCUUUAGACAUGAGAGGAAGAUGCAGUGCUGGUCAAAAGGUUCUUGCAUCACUAAUCAUAAGAUUGGCUUUGGCUGAAACCUUUUGUUUGAACUGCGGUAUCUUUACAUUGGACGAACCUACGACYAAUUUAGACGAGGAUAACAUCACAAGUCUUGCUGACCAAUUAGCGAGUGUGAUACGCACAAGGCAUGCGCAAAAGAACUUUCAGCUUAUUGUCAUCACACACGACGAGGGUUUCGUUGAUAUUCUUGGUCGUGCUGACUUUGUCGAYCAUUACUACAGAAUAUAUAAAGAUAACGAAGGAAAUUCAAGGAUUGCAAAAAAUARCGUCGCAUCGUUAAACCACCGAGAAGAAUCCUACCUGUCUUGACUAUUCCCGUCAGGCUAAGGAGAUGUUUUCAAUUGAUAUCUUUCCAACUGUGAUGAUUCAUGAAAUUGUAUUUUAGGAGUAGUUAGGCCUGAACCUGAUUUAGGUGAAAUGAUUUGUUAAAAACAGAUAUAUAUUACAUGUUGUUGCAAAAAAUACUUACAAAAAUA
Molecule: messenger RNA, 4261 nt
Organism: Exaiptasia diaphana
Lineage: Eukaryota; Metazoa; Cnidaria; Anthozoa; Actiniaria; Aiptasiidae
Product: DNA repair protein RAD50
Exons: 43
Coding region: 129-4094 (1321 amino acids)
Biological process (GO): double-strand break repair; telomere maintenance via recombination; chromosome organization involved in meiotic cell cycle
Cellular component (GO): Mre11 complex; condensed nuclear chromosome; nucleus
Molecular function (GO): single-stranded telomeric DNA binding; ATP hydrolysis activity; G-quadruplex DNA binding
Source: RefSeq, a predicted model, not a curated record